Messenger RNA from Onychostoma macrolepis, 2384 nucleotides. It is a transcript of the gene fxr1, whose product is annotated as FMR1 autosomal homolog 1. Gene Ontology annotation, molecular function: translation regulator activity; mRNA 3'-UTR binding; protein homodimerization activity. Gene Ontology annotation, cellular component: neuronal ribonucleoprotein granule; postsynaptic density; growth cone. Gene Ontology annotation, biological process: regulation of filopodium assembly; negative regulation of translation; regulation of dendritic spine development. The coding region runs from base 61 to 2097 and encodes 678 amino acids. The transcript has 17 exons. Lineage: Eukaryota; Metazoa; Chordata; Actinopteri; Cypriniformes; Cyprinidae. The record is from RefSeq and is a predicted model, not a curated record.
GUUCACUGUUGAGCCUUGUAGAGUUCUAGAACUUUACCCAGCAUCCUCUUCGCGCUCAACAUGGAGGAACUGACGGUGGAGGUCCGUGGCUCCAAUGGAGCUUAUUAUAAGGGCUUUGUCAAGGACGUUCACGACGACUCGCUCUCCGUUUCGUUUGAAAACAACUGGCAACCUGAAAGACAAGUUCCCUUCAACGAUGUGCGGUUACCACCUCCUGCUGACGGCAAAAAGGAGAUCGCCGAAGGAGAAGAAGUGGAGAUUUACUCGCGAGCAAACGAGCAGGAGCCCUGCGGCUGGUGGCUGGCUAAAGUGCGCAUGAUGAAAGGAGACUUCUAUGUUAUCGAGUACGCCGCCUGUGACGCAACCUACAACGAGAUUGUAACGUUCGAGCGUCUCCGCCCGGUCAACCGCAAUAAAGCUGUGACGAAGAACACGUUCUUUAAGUGCAGCAUUCCUGUGCCAGAUGAUCUCAGAGCAGCAUGUGAGAGCGAACAAGCCCACAAGGAUUUCAAAAAGGCGGUCGGAGCCAUUCGGAUUGUUUACAGCCCGGAGCAAAGUGAACUGACUGUAUUGUCCAUGAACGAAGCCACCGUCAAGCGCGUCUCCCUGCUGAGUGACAUGCAUUUACGCAGCAUCCGCACCAAACUCCUGCUCAUGUCCCGGAACGAGGAGGCCACCAAACAUCUGGAGAGUACGAAGCAGCUGGCCUCGGCGUUUCAGGACGAGUUCACUGUGAGAGAGGACCUCAUGGGUCUUGCCAUCGGAAGCCACGGCAGUAACAUUCAGCAAGCCAGAAAGGUGCCGGGAGUGACUGCCAUCGAGCUGGACGAGGCGACGGGAACCUUCAGGGUUUACGGAGAGACUGUUGAGGCCGUACAGAAAGCAAGGAAUUAUCUGGAGUUUCUGGAAGAUUCGGUGCAGAUUCCUCGCAAUCUUGUUGGGAAGGUUAUUGGAAAAAAUGGCAAGGUUAUCCAGGAGAUGGUGGAUAAAUCUGGUGUGGUGAGAGUGCGCAUCGAAGGCGACAAUGACAACAAACUCCCCCGUCAGGAAGUAAGACACCUGAAAGUAGCAGAAAAAGGAAUGGUGCCAUUUACAUUUGUUGGUACGAAGGAGAAUAUCAGCAAUGUACAGGUCUUACUGGAAUACCAUAUUGCUUACCUAAACGAGGUGGAACAGCUGCGACUGGAGCGGCUGCAGAUUGACGAGCAGCUGCGUCAGAUCGGGAUGGGCUACAGGCCCGUCCCAAACCGACCCGCCGAUAAGGACAAGGGCUACGCCACUGAAGAGGGCACAUCCAACACCCAUAUCAACCGCUUCUACACCGCCAGGGGCCGCGGCCGCCGGGGGCCCGGAUACACGUCCGGCUACGGCACUAACUCCGAGCACUCAAACGCCUCAGAGACCGACUCUGAGCGCAAGGAAGAGCUGAGUGACUGGUCCAUGGCAGGAGAGGAGCCCGAACGCAACCCGAGACAGCAGAGGGACAGCAGGAGGAGAGCAGGAGAGGGCCGGGGUCGGGGACGCGGAGGACCUGGGGGUAGAGGCCGCGGCUCAGGAAGAGGGGCGUCCAACUCCAUUAGCUCAGUCCUGAAAGAUCCAGAUGGAAACCCAUACAGUCUGUUAGACAACACCGAGACGGAUCAGACGGCAGACACGGAUGCCAGUGACUCCCAGAUGAACACCAACCGUCGCAGACGCUCCCGUCGUCGCCGCACAGAUGAAGACACCACAGUCAUGGACGGCAUGAGCGAGUCCGACAACGCCUCCCUCAGCGAGAACGGCCUUGAUGAUGCUGAAGCUAAACCACAGCGGCGCAAUCGUAGCCGCCGACGCCGUUUCCGGCCUCCUGAGGAGAGGCAGCCAGUUACUGUGGCUGACUACAUAUCACGAGCUGAAUCUGAGAGCAGACAGAGAAACCCAAGAGAUCUGAGGAAGAACAAAAAGGACAUGGGUCAAGUGGACUUCAUAUCGGAGCACAGCCCGGCUGAAGCCGUUAGCAACGGCCCCUCCAAAGCAGACGAUCAGAGCAAAACACCACAAGCUUCUGUCGAGAAGACGCCCAAAGCCAAGCCAGCUGUCGUUAAUGGAGUCUCCUAAUCAGUUCGGUUUCUUUCUCCAAACUCAUAACCUUUACGAUUUUACAAUAGUGCUUGUACAAGCUUGCCAAAGAUAGACGUACGGACUUCCACAUUCUCGAUUGCACUUUUCAGUUCCUUCACUAUGGAACAGAUAAUUACAAUGGAAAAAAAAAUAUUGAGACAAAAAAAAAAAAAAACCCAAGUCACACCUGUGUUCCUGAUCAGAUGUUGUGCCUUCAGAGCAUAGUUUCAACAUUAUGUUGGCUGGCUAUAGAGCAAACAAACAGAAAAAAAAAAACAAAACAA